ACUAUAGUUGGUUAUUAGAGCGCUAUGAGGCAAACCACUUUUCCAUAUGUCCGCAUAUCACUUUAUCUUAGUCAAACUCCACACUUCUUUUGUCCCCGCGGAGCAAAACUCACUGCUUUUGUUAUCGAAUUUUUUUUCUCAACCCGGGAAAUUUCGCAAUACUUUCUGACCGAAAGGUAAACAUAUUGGUUGCCCAUCAUCACGAGUAAGAACAAAAUAUACGGAACCAUCGUUAUCGAGAACAAAAUAGACUGGUUGUCUACAUAAAAUACGUUUUAGUCUCGUCAUUCGUUUCAAUUUCAUCGGUUGUGUUCAUACGUAUUGGCAAAAUGACAAAAGCCCCGAUCGAUUUUGAGGAAGAGUGGUGCAAGAUUUCAAAUGGAACUUUGGAAAUAAAAUGGUAUUAUUUUCCAACAACUCAAAGCUUGAAAAUUGACAUCGAAAAAAUCCAACAAGUGAAAAUUCAAAGUCAAGCUAAAAGUUAUGUCAAAAACUGGGGAUCCGGAGAUUUGUGUGCAUGGUGGGCAUGUGAUAUGAAACGCAACUUUCGCAGUCACCCAGAAGAGUUUUUCAAUGUAAAAAUUGACAUCGGCGAAACGUUCAAAAAAGGAUUCACUGUACAUGAACUGGACAAUUUCUUGCCUGCAAUUCGAAAGUGGCUGAAAGUCCAAAAUAUUGUUUUUGAGUGAAUUUUUUUGUGUUAAUGUAAAAAAUGUAUGAGUUGUGUAAUAAAAUGUUUUGUCAUCCAAUAUUCCAAAGUUAAAUAAAAAUUGUUUCAAA
Messenger RNA from Caenorhabditis elegans, 780 nucleotides. RefSeq names its product Activator of Hsp90 ATPase homolog 1-like protein (gene C18A11.1). The record is from RefSeq and is marked reviewed. The transcript has 3 exons. NCBI's taxonomy places the organism in Eukaryota, Metazoa, Nematoda, Chromadorea, Rhabditida, Rhabditidae. Bases 330 to 689 code for a protein of 119 amino acids.